Messenger RNA from Verruconis gallopava, 1489 nucleotides. RefSeq lists its product as uncharacterized. The coding region runs from base 251 to 1312 and encodes 353 amino acids. The record is from RefSeq and is a predicted model, not a curated record. The transcript is spliced from 2 exons. NCBI's taxonomy places the organism in Eukaryota, Fungi, Ascomycota, Dothideomycetes, Venturiales, Sympoventuriaceae.
GCCCCCACCUACCAACCUUUCUCCCAAAACGCCUCAAACAACCUCGCUGGACAUCUCGAUCUGAUAAAUACACGAUCAACAACCCAAGCAAGGGCUCGCCGUAGCUCUGCUUCGCAUGUACCUAUUUACAAAGUCCAAGCGUUCGAAACUCUGUGACUGAAGAGACCACAAGAGAAAAAGAGACGAGGUCACAGACCACACUAGUUCGGAUCGAAUACCGUCGAAAGUACCAUCAAAGGUGACCAUAAAGAUGGAAGACGCGGGACUCAUUCAGCCCUACCUUGAUGUUCACGCAAACCCGCAAGGCCCAGGAGAUGCCAGACCAACAGCGCUGCAGAUCAUCGCGGACGAAGACGUCGUCAUGCGGUGGCAAGACAAGACGGUCUUGAUCACAGGCGGAUCAUCUGGAAUCGGCGUGGAGACGGCCAGGGCGCUCCACCACACGGGGGCCAAGGUGUUCAUCACGACGAGGAACACGGCGAAAGCAGAAAAGGUCCGAGGCGACAUCCUUGCCUCGAGCCCCUCGACGAGGGACGUCGGCAUCAUCGAGAUGGAGCUGGACAGCCUCGCCUCCGUGAGGCGUGGAGCCGAGACGUUUCUGGCCCAGGCUUCCGGUCUGAACGUGCUCGUCAACAACGCAGGCGUGAUGGCGGCACCGCACGGAAAAACGGCCGACGGCUUCGAGACGCAUCUAGGGACGAAUCACUUCUCGCACUUUCUCCUCACGGAGCUCUUGCUGCCCACGCUCAUCGCCUCCUCGACGACGAGCUUCCCCUCUCGCGUCGUCAACGUCGCAAGCAUGGGUCACUGGCAUCAGGAGGGAGGCCUCAGCGCAGCAGGCGUGUUCGAAGACCUGUGCUUUGACAAAACACCGUACCAGCCCAUGGUCGCAUACGGUCGCUCGAAGCACGCGAACAUUCUGCACGCCAACGGCAUCGAACGCAGGUACGGCUCGGACGCGCGGAAUCCGGUCCACGCCUUUAGCCUUCACCCGGGAGGCAUCACCACUGAACUGUGGAGACAUCUCGGCCAAACUGCCACGGCCCCAAGUAGCCACAAAGACAAGCACUGGGAGACUUGGAAGAGCGUCGAACAGGGCGCCGCAACGACGGUCUGGUGUGCAACGGCGAAAGUCUGGCAUGGUAAGCCCGGACGAUACUGCGAGGAUUGUGGAGAAAGCGCGCCUAGCCCAUACAAAACCCGAGCUGAAUGGCCACUAGGCUCGCCAGGAUAUGCGCCAUGGGCAUACGAUGAGAUUGCUGAACAAAAACUUUGGGACAUCAGCGAGAAGGCGGUGAAGAGUUUUGCAUAGAGCCUUAUGGCAGAGGAAAUCUCUAGCAGUUCGUGUAGAGGACUCAAAUAACGUGCGUGAAUCGUAAUCGGUAGUAGUUGGUUAGUAAGCUUGAUGAGCUUUCAAAUAAAACGGGAAUCGCUUGCCAAAAGCUUGCGGUGUGAGUGAGAGAUGAGAACGCCCGGUUCUAAAUCUAUU